CCAUCCGCGCCCGCCUGGGAAUCUCAAGACUCCGGUGAGCUCCGCGUCUUAAGGUUUCGGGAUUUCUUCGGGGCCACUUCACCCGGAGGCUUCUUUGGCUUGUGAGCCUUCAGCAGAUGUCUGUCGCUUCCAGCAUGAGGGUCUUCUUGCCUGUGCUGUUGGCAGUCCUUCUCGGUGUGGAGCAAGCCCAUUCCCUGAUAUGCUUUUCGUGCAACAAUCAGAAGAGCAACUGGAAAUGUCUGUGGCCAACGUCAUGCGAGAGCACAGACAAUUACUGUGUCACGGUAUCGGCUGCUGCGGGCAUUGGGAAUCUUGACCUUGGCUACACGCUGAGUAAGGGCUGCGCCUCGAUGUGCCCCAAGGAGAACGUCAAUAUCAACCUCGGUGUGGCGUCCAUGAGUACCUACUGCUGCGAACACUCCUUCUGCAAUAUCAGCACCGCUGGCCUUGGGCUUCGUGCCAGUAUCCCACUACUGGGCCUUGGGAUCCUGCUCAGCUUGUUAACUCUGCUGCAGCUGGACCCCUGAGCGCCCCCGUGUAUUCCCCCGUGUUUCCCCAGCUCAGGAAGAAAGGUCCUUUUAGGUCCCAGGGGACCCCAGGAGCCUUCGGCACCUCCUGGGUAUGUCCAGUCCCUCUCCAUACUUUCUUGGCGUCAGGGCUAAGCACCAAAUGCACCCACAUCUGCUCGGUUGAAAUGGGACUGGCUACCCUUGCUUCCAGAGCCAAUCCUGUGGUCUCCCUUGGGGAACCAGGAAAGGGGUGAAACCCUCCUUGGUAUUCUCAGAGGGCCAGGGCCAGGCCUAAAUCCUGUGGACACAUUGACAAGAAUAUCUAACCAAAAUGAAUGUACACCAGUGUGCUCAGUCGAAUGAAACUACUUGGAUUCUGGGGUGGUCAAAGGGGACCUGGAAUACAUUAGAGCAGAAGGCCUGUGUUUCCAACAGAAAACCCUUUCCCCUGGCAUUACUGUGCCCAUGUUGUGCUUGAUUCAGGAGGCUGCGAAGGCUCCCACCCACAGACCCAGUUGAGUCCCUCCUUGCCCUCUCUGCCCAUGCUGGCUUCCCACUGCUCCUCUAGUGCCUCAAAUAAACCAUUCACACCCA
Molecule: messenger RNA, 1103 nt
Organism: Psammomys obesus (fat sand rat)
Lineage: Eukaryota; Metazoa; Chordata; Mammalia; Rodentia; Muridae
Gene: Ly6e
Product: lymphocyte antigen 6 family member E
Exons: 4
Coding region: 117-527 (136 amino acids)
Molecular function (GO): acetylcholine receptor inhibitor activity
Source: RefSeq, a predicted model, not a curated record